Molecule: messenger RNA, 2312 nt
Organism: Colossoma macropomum (tambaqui)
Lineage: Eukaryota; Metazoa; Chordata; Actinopteri; Characiformes; Serrasalmidae
Gene: slc6a19b
Product: solute carrier family 6 member 19b
Exons: 12
Coding region: 106-1956 (616 amino acids)
Biological process (GO): sodium ion transmembrane transport
Cellular component (GO): plasma membrane
Source: RefSeq, a predicted model, not a curated record
UUCACCAUAUAUAUCUCCACCUCAGCCAAGCACACUCCAUUAUUUCCCAUUUACUCUCCAAAACCCCAGGCCACAUACAUAUACAUAUACAUACAUGCAUUGAGAAUGGGCUGGAGCACGAAGCUGAAGCUGCCUAACCCGGGCCUGGACGAGCGCAUCCUGAGCCAUGCCCAGCUGGAGAAGCUGGAGGUGGAGGAGGCUGGAGAAAGGCCCAAAUGGGACAACAAAGCCCAGUACAUGCUGACCUGUGUGGGCUUCUGUGUAGGACUGGGGAACGUCUGGAGAUUCCCGUACCUGUGCCAGAGCCACGGCGGUGGAGCGUUUAUGAUCCCGUUCCUGAUCCUGCUGGUGCUGGAGGGAAUCCCUCUGCUUCACCUGGAGUUCGCGAUCGGUCAGCGGCUGAGGAAAGGCAGCAUGGACGUGUGGAGAACCAUUAACCCCUACAUGCUGGGAGUAGGCAUUGCGUCCAUGUGUGUGUCCCUGUUGGUCAGUCUCUACUACAACACUAUCAUCGCCUGGGUCCUGUGGUACUUCUUCAACUCGUUCCAGGAGCCUCUACCCUGGAGUCAGUGCCCCGUCAAUGCAAACAGAACAGGUUUUGAGUCGGAGUGUGAGAGAAGCUCUCCGGUGGAUUAUUUCUGGUACAGGAAGACCCUGAACAUCACCACAGACAUCGACCAAACUGGAGGCCUGCAGUGGUGGAUGGUGCUGUGUCUGAUUUCAGCCUGGGCUGUGCUCUAUGUCUGCUGCAUCCGUGGAAUAGAGACCACCGGAAAGGCCGUGUAUGUGACCUCUACCCUACCUUACUUGGUUCUCACUAUCUUCCUCAUCAGAGGCCUCACCCUCAAAGGCUCCGUCAGUGGGAUCAUAUUUCUCUUCACGCCAGAUCUGAAUGAGCUAGCGAACCCAGCCACCUGGCUGGACGCAGGAGCUCAGGUGUUUUAUUCCUUCUCUCUGGCGUUUGGUGGCCUCAUCUCCUUCUCCAGCUACAACUCCAUCCAUAAUAACUGUGAGCAGGACGCUGUGAUCAUCUCCAUCAUCAACGCCUUCACAUCAAUCUUCGCCGCCACCGUCAUCUACACCAUCAUCGGCUUCAGAGCCACACAGAGAUUUGACGACUGUCUGGGCAGAAACAUCCUGGCUCUGCUGAACAACUUUGAUCUGCCGGAGGGAAACAUCACCGAGAGUAACUAUAAUUUGGCUCUGGAGAACCUUAAUGCCACUUAUCCAGACAUCAUCAGCGGCCUGAACCUACAGACAUGUGACCUGAACACCUUCCUCACUGAGGGUGUGGAGGGUACAGGCCUGGCCUUCAUCGUCUUCACUGAGGCCAUCACUAAGAUGCCCCUGGCUCCACUGUGGUCCGUCCUGUUCUUUGUCAUGCUCUUCUGCCUCGGCUUGUCCUCCAUGUUUGGAAACAUUGAAGGAGUGCUGGUUCCCCUGCAGGACCUAAAGGUCUUCCCCAAGAGCUGGACCAAAGAAGCCAUCUCAGGGAUCACCUGUCUGCUGUGUUGCUGUAUGGGGCUGAUAUUUGUUCAGGGAUCAGGAAACUACUGGCUGGCGCUCUUCGACAGCUUCGCUGGCUCCAUCCCUCUCCUCAUCACAGGCUUCUGUGAGAUGGUUGGAGUGGUGUAUGUUUAUGGUAUGGACAGGUUCAAUGAAGACCUGGUCUUCAUGAUUGGCCACAAACCCAACAUCUUCUGGCAGGCCACCUGGAGGGUCAUCAGCCCCCUCAUCAUGCUGGUCAUCUUCCUCUUCUACUUCGUCACCACCAUCUCCAAGGAGCUCUUCUAUAUCGCCUGGGACCCUGAAUCGGUGAAAUUUCCGACUCUGGAGCAGAAGCCCUAUCCGGCCUGGAUCUACGUAAUAAUCUUCAUCCUGGCUGGAAUCCCGAGUCUCGCUGUUCCUGGUGCCGCUAUUUUCAGAGCUAUACGAAAGCGCUGCUGUAAAACCUGAAGCCAGUGUUUGUUUCUUCUUAGCUGUGACUGAACUUUGGAGGUCCAGACGUGCAAAUGUGCAGUGAUAUUGUUUAUUUAGUGUUAUUUCCUUUAUUUCAGCAAUAUGUCGGCUGGUAUUGGUUUUCUCUGUAGACGUAUUUGAUUAUCCUCAGUUUCCUUCAGCCACAGUUUACCGGGAAAGGAACAAUAUCAGUCUGCUAGUGUUGCCUGUGUUGUAUUCACAGGCACUAAAACAGCCCAAAAGUUGGUGAGGAAAGCAAUUCGGCCCACUGUAUUAAAAAUGAAUUAUUCAUAUAAACAGUGCAGCUACUACAGAUGUAGAAAAUAUACAAAUAAAACAUGAUAAUGCAAUUU